Messenger RNA from Symbiodinium natans, 1113 nucleotides. The record is from the annotation of a GenBank genome assembly. NCBI's taxonomy places the organism in Eukaryota, Dinophyceae, Suessiales, Symbiodiniaceae.
AUGAAAGGAGUUAAAAAAAAGGUCUUUGCUGCUUUUUUCUUCUCUGAGGCAUCUCCAGCUGCGCGGGGUGGGCCUGGAGAGCUUCGACUUCCAGAAGCACCUGCGUUACUCCGUCGAUGCAGCGAAAGGCAGCGCCUUUCUGUUUUUGUGAGUCGCGCCGCGCGCCUAGGCUACGCGUGGCUUGCAGGUGACGUCAGCAUGAAGGUGACCGUCUCGCAGCUGAACGCCAGCCUUGCCUAUGGCUUCGAGUACCUGGGAUCACUGGAAAGACUCGUCAUGACUUUGGAGAGCGAGAGGUGCUGGAUCUCCCUCACACAGGCCUUUCGAAGGCACUUGGGCGUGGCUGUGGGGGGCGCCUGCGGGGCCGGGAAGACGGAGCUUUCGAAGGGCCUGAGCGCAGCUUUGGGCUCCUACUGUGUGGUUUACCGUUGCGGCGAAGCCCAAGCAGAGCUAUCAGACCUCAGCUCGCAGUUCAUGGAGGGUGUCGCCCAGCAGGGUUGCUGGCUAUUGCUGGAUGGGAUUCACGCCCUCCCAAACGAUGUCUUGGGCACCUGGGCCUUGCAGUUCCGCAGGUUCCAGGAGGCGCUGCGUGCGGGCCGCGACAGCUUCGACUUGCAAGGCAGGAUGGUUUCCCUGAAGCCUGGUGCCUUCGUUUCUGCCACCUUCGACAAGAACUGGCACUGGUCAACAGCGGAGCCCCUAAUGGGCUGCCUUCGGCCGCUGAGCCUUGCCACGCCCUCCGUGGCGCAUGUGGCGCACCUUGCAGAAGUGCUGCUCCUCGCUGAAGGCUUUAGCGAAGAUCCUGAUCUCGGCAGAAGAGUGGGCACUUUGUGGGGCCACUGGACCGCCCUGUCGCAGGAGCCGAGAGCCUUCGGCCUUCGAGCCCUGCGUGUGCUGAUCGAAAAGGCAGGGCGUCUGAGGCGGUGCCACGACGAAGGGUCAGGCUUGGCGGGACUGGCCGUGGAGGUCUUCGAACCAAACCUCUUGGCACAGCUCUUCGAGUACUGCUUGGGCCCCCUUGUCUCCCAGAAGGAGGAAGUCGAGGACGGUCCCCAAAACCCGGACUUCAAAUCAGUGGACAGCGUACGCGAACACCCGGGUCAGAACGCUUAG